CACUUUGCUCUCCCUUCUAUUUGGGAGACAAACUUCCCUCUCUCCCAUUUCUUUUCUUGAUUAAAUAUUCUUCUUCUCUUCUUCCUCGGCAUUGUUGGGUUGGUUAUACAAUUUUUCACAAGCUGCCCUUACCAGCUAAUUAUAUAUAUUUCUCAAAUUUUCUUUAUGCAACAUGAAGAAAGUUUGCUCGCCUUACUUUGAUCCUGAUUUCGACAAUCUCUCAGAAAGGAUAUACGGGCCCACUUGCAGGGUCUGUAUUGACAAAGAAAGCAUGGAAGAUUGCACGGUGGUGAAGGUGGAUGGUGUGAACAAGCAAGGUCUUCUCCUACGAGUGGUGCAGGUUUUGACAGAAAUGAACCUCACCAUUUCUAAAAGUUACAUUUCCUCCGAUGCCGGAUGGCCAUAGACUCGACUAAGGCGCCAAACUCGGCCAAGGCCUAUGCCGAUAAACUUUAUGUCUCCGACUCCGAUCAGUUUUCCAGUGAGCACACCGCCAUCGAGCUGACCGGAACCGACCGCCCCGGCCUCUUUUCCGAGAUCUCCGCUGCGCUGGGCGACCUCCAUUGCAACAUCGUAGAGGCCCACGCUUGGAGCCACAAUGCCCGCCUUGCUUGCGUCGCCUACAUCUCCGAUCAAUCCACCGACAACCCAAUCUACGAUCCCCACCGCCUCGCCACCAUCGAGGGCCACCUCACCACCGUGCUUCGAGCCACCCCCUGCGGGACCGACGCGUGCAGCCUGCAGGAGGCAAAAACCGCCUCAGGUAUUCUAGGUGUUGACGGAACCAUGACUGACGUGGAACGGAGGCUGCAUCAGCUGAUGCUUUCUGUUCGGGAUUUCGAUGGGCCCAGUGAGCCAAUGAGCUCGUCGACGAUGUGUUCUUCUGGUUCGGAGAGCGAGGAAGAGGGGAGGAAGACGGUCGUGACAAUUGAGAACUGUGACGAAAAAGGGUACUCGAUUGUGAACAUAGAGUGUGAGGAUCGGCCAAGGCUCAUGUUCGAUAUUGUUUGCACGCUUACUGAUAUGCAAUAUGUGAUUUUCCAUGCUUCAAUUACUUCUCGUAAAGGCGAUGGAUUUCAGGAAUACUUUAUUCGGCGUGUGGAUGGAUGUGCUUUGGAGACAGAGAGUGAGAAAGAACGUGUGAUAAAAUGCUUAGAGGCAGCCAUUAAACGCCGGGUUUGUGAGGGAGUUAAACUAGAGCUAUGUGCAGAAAACAGAGUUGGGUUGGUAUCGGAUAUAACGCGAGUUCUGAGGGAGAACGGGCUUGCAGUGGUUCGAGCAGAUGUAGCAACACAGGGAGAGAAGGUUGUGAAUGCAUUCUACGUGAGGCACAUCUCCGGCAAUGACGUAGACAUAGACAUGGAUUUUGUGGAAUCAGUGAAGAAAGAGAUGGGACCAGUGGACUUGGAGGUUAAGAACAAUGCCAGCAGGCCAAGCACGGAUGAUAGAACGUCCCGAUCGUUCUCUCUUGGAGACAUUCUCAAGUCUCAGGUUGAACGCUUCUCCCAUAACUUCAUCUCUAUCAAGUGAUCCUAUUCAUCUAUGUGUCUUGCAAUUAGUAUUACAGAAUGCACUUAAUUAUGAUUAUCUUCCAAGUUUCAACUUAGAAGAAGAUCACCAAACUAGAAUGACACAAAAACGUCGAGCCAAGCAUACCUAAUCUGUUCACAAGUAUCUAAUGAUACCAUUCACUGACAGUAAUGUCCUUUGGCUUUGCUAUCUCAAUUCCAAGAAACUUGCUUGUGAUUAUCUUCAAACCCAUACUCGGAAAAUUUUCAUCCUUAUAUAAAGCUGAGUUCAAUCA
Molecule: messenger RNA, 1804 nt
Organism: Rubroshorea leprosula
Lineage: Eukaryota; Viridiplantae; Streptophyta; Magnoliopsida; Malvales; Dipterocarpaceae
Source: the annotation of a GenBank genome assembly